AUGCUCAACCAUUCGUGCAUCAACUGCGCGCGCAAGAAGAUCCGAUGCGACGGCAACAUCCCCUGCAACCAUUGCGUGGCAAAGGGGGCUCACUGCCAGCGUGUCGUGCGCAAGGCUCGGGAGCGCCGGGCCGAUCGCGAGAUGAAGCUGCACCACGACGAGCAUGAGGCCUCGAGCGCGCUCCUCGACAUGGGCCUCACGCCCUCGCACUCCCUCUUGGGCUCUCUGCGCCUCUGCGAAGAGCUCAUCACCCUUGUCUUUUACGGAAGAGUGGCUGCGAGCAUCCAUGGCUGCAUCCACAUGCCCCGUCUCAUGGAGCAUCUCCGCGCCGUGGCAUCCGGCGGGGAGCACGUGUCCGACGAGGCCCAGGCGCUCGUGUAUGCUACCAUGGCCGUGACGAUCCAACUGACACCGCGACACGGCGAACAGGCGGACCUCUACGUACGAGCACAACGGCUCGGAGGCGACAUGUCGCCGCUGCAGAGGCAGGAGCACCUCUACGACGACGCAUGCGCCAUCAUGGAGAGACUCAGCAACACCCAGCUCGGCCUCGAGGGCGUCCAGGCUCUUAUCCUGCUCCACCAGUACGACAAACACCCUGAAGCCGACUUUCACCACAGGGCGAGAAACGCGCUGCUGUCGCUCGAGGCCCAUCGCAUUCAGAAGCCCUUUUCGACGAGCGAUCCCGACGGAUACCGCAAGGAGAUGCUGCUCCGGUGCUGGUGGCUCCUCGUCGUCCGCGACUGGUUCAGCGCCACGACGAAGCUCUUUUACUCCAUUCACCCGGCCCAAAUGACGACAAGGAUGCCCAGUCCUGAUGCCGAUUGCAGCCCCGAGGGCAGGCGUGUCCUGUCUAGCAACCGAUGGGGCGAGGUCAGAUAUUCGCUCGAGCUCAUCAAGCUGGCCUCGACGGUGCGUGAGCUCGUCGAUGCAAGGCUCUCAGAAGGCGGCUGGCGCUUUGGCCAGCUCGUCGAGGAGCGCUUCUGCCAGCUGGCCGCCUCGCUGAGCGCCGACAUGCGCAUCGAGGCACCCUUCUACACACGAGACUGGCCAACAAAGGGAAAGAGCCCCUUUGACGAUGACCUCUACGCGGAUCACGUUCGCCAGGAAAAGGACCGCUGGUUCUUGCAUCAGGCCCUCUUCCACGCCUACCUCGAGCUCCAAAGCCACGCCGAUGACGCUGCGCUUACCAGCCAUACGAGCGUGACGCUCGCCCGGCAUAUUCUCGACAUCAGCGAUCGGAUCCGAAACCGCUGCGCCGUCGUUGACUCGUUUCGCGUAAACUCUUCCGCAUCUCUCAAAGCCUGCUCUGUGCUGCUCAUGGCUGAGUUGGCCUCCAACACGGGCUUCUUGAGCCGCUGUGUCCUGACAUCGCGCAUCGAGGGCGUGCUGCGCAAAUGCGAUACCACCAAGACACAUCAGGAGGCCAGCAUCGUACGCGCGCUGCUGGAGCGCAUGCGCACAACGCCACCUCUCACGCCACCUACGAGCUCCGGUGCCCCAGAACGGGAUCAUUCAGAUUCAGCAGUCCUGCAGCACCAGCAGCAACAGCAGUCACACUCGGCCGCAUCCGAUGGGCCUCCGCAGCUCGCGACCAUGUCUCAACAAGCGCUGCUCGCCGCAGCCUCGUCCUCGGUGCUUCCCGAUGAGAUCUACGACUGGCAACUCAGCAUGCCCUCGGAUACAGCCGUAAGCCCCGGCUUCUUGGUGAACUCGCUGUUCGAGGGCAAGAUGCACUCUUUUGAAGAUCUUUUUCCCUCGGCCAUUGAUCCCAGCCUCCAGCCGUCAAACGCGUCGCAGCGACCGGUCGCGGCUACAUAG
Molecule: messenger RNA, 1821 nt
Organism: Acaromyces ingoldii
Lineage: Eukaryota; Fungi; Basidiomycota; Exobasidiomycetes; Exobasidiales; Cryptobasidiaceae
Exons: 3
Coding region: 1-1821 (606 amino acids)
Biological process (GO): regulation of DNA-templated transcription
Molecular function (GO): zinc ion binding; DNA-binding transcription factor activity, RNA polymerase II-specific
Source: RefSeq, a predicted model, not a curated record